UUCUAGGGGUCAGUCUGGCUUGAGCUCUGUCGCUCUCUAUCCGUCACCGGGAGGAAGACAGAGCUGGCUGCCCAGCCCACAGGCUCAUUAGGGGAUGCAGUUAUGGGCGCUGUCGCCGUGGAUUGUUAUUUUGUGUCAGUAAGUAAUCCAUAAAGUGCCAACAUGGGAAAGAAACGGACAAAGGGAAAAACUGUUCCAAUUGAUGAUUCUUCUGAAUCUUUAGAACCUAUGUGCAGACACAUUAGAAAAGGAUUGGAACAAGGUAAUUUGAAAAGGGCUUUAUUGAAUGUGGAAUGGAAUAUUUGCCAAGAUUGUAAGACGGACAAUAAAAUAAAAGAUAAAUCUGAAGAAGAAACAGAAGAAAACCCUUCAGUUUGGCUAUGUCUUAAAUGUGGGCAUCAGGGCUGUGGCAGAGAUUCUCAGGAGCAACAUGCCUUGAAGCACUAUAUGACACCAAGAUCUGAACCUCAUUGUCUGGUUCUCAGUUUGGACAACUGGAGUGUAUGGUGUUACCUAUGUGAUGAUGAGGUCCAGUAUUGUAGUUCAAACAGAUUGGGUCAGGUGGUUGAUUAUGUUAGAAAACAAGCUGGUAUCACAACUCCAAAAUCAGCAGCAAAAGAUGGUAACAUUGAACUCGAAAAUAAAAAAUUAGAAAAGGAGAGUAAAAAUGAACAAGAGCGAGAAAAAAAGGAAAACAUGACUAAAGAAAAUCCUUCCACUAAUUCUGCUACCCAAAUAACUGUGAAAGGACUCAGUAAUUUAGGAAAUACAUGUUUCUUCAAUGCAGUUAUGCAGAAUUUGUCACAAACACCAGUGCUGAGAGAACUACUAAAAGAAGUAAAAAUGUCCGGAACAAUUGUAAAAAUUGAACCUCCUGAUUUGGCACUAACUGAACCCUUAGAAAUAAACCUUGAGCCUCCAGGCCCUCUUACUUUAGCCAUGAGCCAGUUUCUUAAUGAGAUGCAAGAGACCAAAAAGGGAAUCGUGACACCUAAAGAACUCUUUUCUCAGGUCUGUAAAAAAGCAGUACGGUUUAAAGGCUAUCAGCAACAAGACAGCCAGGAGCUGCUUCGGUAUUUAUUGGAUGGAAUGAGAGCAGAAGAACAACAAAGAGUGAGUAAAGGAAUUCUUAAAGCAUUUGGUAAUUCUACUGAAAAAUUGGAUGAAGAACUAAAAAAUAAAGUUAAAGAUUAUGAAAAGAAAAAAUCUGUACCAAGUUUUGUGGACCGCAUCUUUGGUGGUGAACUAACUAGUACAAUCAUGUGUGAUGAAUGCAGAACUGUCUCCUUGGUUCAUGAAUCUUUCCUUGAUUUGUCUCUACCAGUUUUAGAUGAUCAGAGUGGUAAGAAAAGUAUAAAUGAUAAAAAUUUGAAAAAGACCAUGGAAGAUGAAGAUAAAGAGAGUGAGGAGGAGAAAGACAAUGAUAGUUACAUCAAAGAAAGGAGUGACAUUCCAUCGGGAACAAGUAAGCACUUACAGAAGAAAGCAAAGAAGCAAGCCAAAAAGCAAGCCAAGAACCAACGAAGGCAACAAAAAAUUCAAGGAAAAGUUCUUCAUUUAAAUGAUAUCUGUACCAUUGACCAUCCUGAAGAUAAUGAAUGUGAGGUUGAAAUGUCACUUCAGGGAGAAGUGGAUGUUAAAUCCAAUCAUAUUUCAGAAGAGGAAAUUAUACAUAAAGAAUAUUGUGUUAAUCAGAAAGAUGUGAAUGGCCAAGAAAAAAUGGUAGAAAGUGUAACUGACAAUCAGAAAUCCACAGAAGAAGUAGCUAUGAACAAUGUCCACAUGGAUAACGAUUUGGAUGUCCUGGCAUCUUCUCCCGGUGACUGCGCUAGGAAUGUAAAUGGUGCCCAUCUGACAGAAGGGAGUGGUGAUGUGGACAUUUCCAGUGGUUUCAAAAACCUUAACUUGAAUACUGUUCUUCAACCUGAUGAAAUAAAUAUAGAGAUUCUGAAUGAGAGUCAUUCUCCUGGGACCAAGGUAUAUGAAGUCGUAAAUGAAGAUCCAGAAACUGCUUUCUGUACUCUUGCGAACAGGGAAGCUUUCCAUACUGAUGAGUGUUCGAUCCAACAUUGUUUAUAUCAGUUCACCCGAAAUGAAAAACUUCGAGAUGCAAAUAAGCUGCUUUGUGAAGUAUGCACCCGGAGACAGUUUAGUGGACCAAAGGCAAACAUAAAAGGAGAAAGGAAACAUGUUUAUACCAAUGCGAAAAAGCAGAUGCUAAUUUCUCUUGCUCCUCCUGUUCUCACUCUUCAUUUAAAGAGAUUUCAGCAGGCUGGUUUUAACCUACGCAAAGUUAACAAACACAUAAAAUUUCCGGAAAUCUUAGAUUUGGCUCCUUUUUGUACCCUUAAAUGUAAGGAUAGGAUCUCCUGUGUGGAGCACGGAGAAAGAGAAGAGAUGGUUAAUGACAACUCUGGUGAGCAUCAGAGCCCAAGAGGCAUGUGAAGAAGAGGACAACACUACCAACGGUCUCAGCAAAUCUCUGUGUUGAAGAAUUUGGAUAGAGAAACUACAGUAUUAAAGCUGUAGAUUCCAAAUACCUCAGUAUCAACAUUAAUAAAGUUUUUAUUGGCAAAAUUUGAAAUGAUAGAAAUUCUCUUUUUCUGCCUCCCAAUUUAGAAUUCUUCAAGAAAGGUAUUUCCAAGCUGGUGGGUAAAGGGAAUUGUUAGUAUCUUCAUUGUAUCACCAUGGGGCAGGGCCACUUUUGCUGGUAAACAGAAAUACCUGUAGUUGGUUUAGUUCAAACACAGGGUCAUUAGGAAUCUAUUAUUUGCCUAAAAUGUCAUUGGCCCGUGUUCAGGUUUCAAGGAAAGGAUGAGGGGGCCUCAGUGUCCGAAUAUCAGAGAAAAAAAAAAGUAUUUGUGGAUUAGAUGGUAUAGGGGUCAUGGUAAAUUUUUAAAUAAGUGUUGGUGGACUUGAAUGAGAAUAUUGGAAAUAAAGCCUGUAGAUACAUCAGAGGCUUUACUGAAAAGGAAAAUGGUGGACCAGUGAUUAUUUUAAGCCUGGGAGACGUAAGUAGGUUGGUAAGCCAAGAGGAAAAUUUACUCCUUGAAGAUACAGAAAAGAGAGAAAACUGAUUAAGCAGGACCCUGGAGGAGACGAGAAAAGCUUAGUAACACUAAGCUGGGAGCAUAGUCUCUGAAUAAGAGGAAGAGAUACUUCAUCUUCCUGAGAAUGGGCAGCUUAGAGUCGAUAGCUUGUUAUCUUGGUUUUCCUGAAGUGGGAGGUGAGAUCAACUGCAGAGAUUAGUCAAGGGUUGGGGGAGUAAGGAGAGGCUAAAGGAGUGGUGAAGUGCGGGCCAGUUGCUGUGAAGGCCGUCUGUGGAACUAGAGAGCUAAGGAACAAGUUACGAGAUCGUAGUCCGUCACAUGGGGAUCCCAGUUAGUCCUCAGUCAAUUUACCAAUCCACACGGCGUGUAAUUUUGCCUCCUAGCAAUAGCAGCAGAGUAGAAUGUUCUGAUCAUUGUGCUCGCAAAGCUGUGGUGUGUGUAAGAUGAUUUGUAAGACUCAUGCAUGUGGUCUGAGCUCUCCAGCUUUAGUGUGCAUAUGUCACUUGGGCCUCAGUAGGACUCGGGUGGUGGUCUGUGCUGACACUGCUGUUCCAUUGCCACUUGGAGUAGUGAAGACACAGAUCUGAUUGGGGAAUGAGGCCAGGAGAGGCUUCAUCAGCCAGGAGAAAAGGACUGGAACAUUCAGUUAGGUGGGAGAGGGGGGAGACGGGUGAGAUGAAAACUGGAAGAAUGGAAGGAGUUCUGGGCUGAGACUAGAAAAAUAGGAAGACUUGAAGUGGAACAGUUCCAAGUGAGAACGCAUUGUAGAAUUUAGUCCUGGGUGCGGCAGCUUAGUCGGGAUGGCAGCAGACACCCCGGGAAGCGGAGCAACUCUUUGAAGAGCAGACAGAAUUUGAGGCAAAGUAUGAAGUUUUCUAGUGAAUAGGGGGCCAUAGAUGUAAAGAGAUGAUAGUUUGGAAGGGCAGGGAGGCACAUUCAGGACUUUUUACAAGAGAACCUAAGUUGGAAGUUGUCUGAAAGUGGCCCCCAACUCAGAGAACGCCUUUCCCCGUCACCAGUCUGCCCUACUGCAUGUAUAGUAUCUUAGAAUAAGCAGCCUCCGUGGUCUUGAUGGUGAAAGUGAACAUGUGAGAAGUUGAAUCUCUAAGGGACAUAUAUAAAUUUAAAGGGGAGUUUUUUAAACGUGAGCCUCUUGAUCUUAAAAUAAGACUUAGUCUG
Molecule: messenger RNA, 4229 nt
Organism: Neogale vison (American mink)
Lineage: Eukaryota; Metazoa; Chordata; Mammalia; Carnivora; Mustelidae
Gene: USP16
Product: ubiquitin specific peptidase 16
Exons: 17
Coding region: 163-2445 (760 amino acids)
Biological process (GO): regulation of gene expression; regulation of cell cycle
Cellular component (GO): nucleus; cytosol
Molecular function (GO): cysteine-type deubiquitinase activity; cysteine-type endopeptidase activity; zinc ion binding
Source: RefSeq, a predicted model, not a curated record